AUGUACUUACAACAUAAUCCCCCUCCGCUGCCUAUCAUCAAUCAAGGACAGUCACCACAGAAUACACGAAGUGAUAGUUACAGGGCUGAUGAUAUCAACAAUGUGGGCCACUGGGCUGGAUUCAACCUCACCUCUAAACAACAACAAUUUGGGCCCCUUUUAGCUGCCGCAGGGAUUCCAGAUGAACCAUUUCAACCUUCUCCUCCGCGGCCUAUAAACUCGGAAGCUGCAGUCCGAUCCCGUAUUGACGCCUAUUUAACCAACCGGAUUAUACGUGCCCUUCGCUGCGGAUUCUCGCAUUUGCAGACUACUCAACAGCUGGCCAAUCUCACAGUUGUGAAAUACGAUGUUGGUCAGAUGGCUGCAACUCCUAGUGGCUUCAUUCCCGACUUCGCCUUCUUUGAUCCAGAUCUUGAUCCCAGAACCAGGCCGAACCGCGUUCCGGGUGACGCUAAACCUUCGUAUAAAUGGUCCUUUGCCCUGAAGAACCAUCUAAAGCCCAGUUCACGCGAUGAAUUCAAGCAGGCCUUAUCCCAAGUCAAUUAUUACAUGAAGCUACAUCAUGCACGCUACGGCUUUAUUAUAACAGAUCGGGAACUUGUCGCUAUCCGAAGGCUCGAUGAGGAUGGAAAUUUGGAGCUCUCGACGCCCAUUCCUUGGACAGCGAAGGGUACUGCUUCAGAGCCGAGACUAACAGUGUUACUUGGGGUCUGGUAUUUGGGAAUGCUCGCGGCAAAUAACCAGGUCUGGUAUCUCCAUUGA
This is a messenger RNA of Aspergillus eucalypticola CBS 122712, 762 nucleotides long. RefSeq lists its product as uncharacterized. The coding region runs from base 1 to 762 and encodes 253 amino acids. NCBI's taxonomy places the organism in Eukaryota, Fungi, Ascomycota, Eurotiomycetes, Eurotiales, Aspergillaceae. The transcript has a single exon. The record is from RefSeq and is a predicted model, not a curated record.